GUCAUGGAGAUUCAUCACCCAAUUCAAGGGAAGACAAUAUUUUAUUCUGUUCUACCUAAAGUUAGGAAAAGAUGUUUUUGUGUUUGUCCAUCCCGUAGAUUGAGGUGGGGGCACUGUGGUUUAAAUUACUUUUUGUAUAUUGUACGAAAGCGUAUUUUUGGAUUAUGUGAAUGUGUGAGCAUGGAAACAGUUGGGCACGAUUUCUUGGAAUGUAGGAAGUAUAAUGCAGAAAGAAAAGCACUUUUUGACAAACUGGCAGAACUUGGAUUUAAGUGUUUUCUGUUACUGAUGAAUAUAAACUGAUCUCCGGGGUAGUUCUUCAGUUCUUGCAGGAUUGUAUAUAAGCAUUUAGUUCAGACUUUGACCUGUGGAGGGCAGUAAUACGCUCGAUAGCACUGCCGAAAAGAUUCAUCACCCAGUAGGUGGUGUUAAUACUCCUGUGGAGUGAACGGCCAUUGAACAAGAAGAAGACGAAGAAGAAACGUCCAAGCGUCAGAGUGAAUUACGUUAGAGGCACCUAGCUUGAACGCGCGAAACCAGAUGUGAGUGUUUGUGAAAUUACCAAAACUGAUGGAGACGCAGAAGAAGAGCAGCCAACCUGCAAAUAAGACUUUAACGUCUGAGGAGGGAGAAGAGGAGCAAUGUCGCGCUGAUACUUCCUGCGCAAAAAAUGAGAAGCAGGAGCCUUCAUCACCAAAACAGGGAGAUUUCAGUGAUCCGGUAUAUAAAGAGAUCGCAAUGGCGAACGGCGCCAUCAACCAAAUGAACAGAGAUGAGCUGCGUGCAAAAUGUGCUGGGCUGAAGCUUGACACACGGGGAGUUAAGGAUGUCCUGAAGAAGCGCCUAAAAAGUUACUACAAAAGGCAAAAACUAAUGCAUUCACCUGCUGCAAAUGCGAACAGUGAUGUAUAUUUUGACUACAUCUGUGUGGUGGAUUAUGAAGCAACAUGUGAAGAGAAUAACCCACCUGGCUUCCUGCAUGAAAUCAUUGAGUUUCCCAUGGUGUUGAUCGACACACACACCUUGGAGAUUGUCGACUCAUUUCAGGAGUAUGUAAAGCCAGAGGUGAACCCGCAGCUCUCUGAGUUUUGUGUCAAACUAACCGGAAUCACACAGAAAAUGGUGGAUGAGGCGCAAACGUUCCAUCAGGUUCUGAAGCGAGCAGUUUCCUGGCUACAGGAAAAAGAACUUGGCACAAAGUACAAAUAUACAUUUUUGACAGAUGGGUCAUGGGACAUGGGAAAAUUUCUUCAUACCCAGUGCAAACUGAGUUGCAUCAGAUACCCGCCGUUUGCCAGAAAAUGGAUCAAUAUCAGAAAGUCUUAUAGAAACUUUUAUAAGGUUGCUCGUGCUCAGACAAAACUAAUCUGUAUGCUUGAGAAUCUUGGUAUGGAGUAUGAUGGACGUCCCCAUUGUGGUCUAGAUGACUCCCGCAACAUUGCCAGAAUUGCCAUUCACAUGCUGAAGGAUGGCUGUCAGCUGCGGGUGAAUGAGUGCUUGCACUCAGGAGAACCACGGAGCGUGCCUGUCUCUGCCCCUAUUGAAGGAGCCCCAGCACCUCAAAACCCCAAGAAAAGAAACUAAAAUGAUCAUUUCAAAGACUCUUUCCCGAAAAUAACAUUGCUUAAUUUUUUAUUCGUGUUGCACAUCCAAUGAAAAACUCGAUUUGAAUUAAUUUGUCAAUAAAAAAAAUUUAUGGUG
Messenger RNA from Carassius gibelio (silver crucian carp), 1701 nucleotides. Its product is annotated as 3'-5' exoribonuclease 1. The transcript is spliced from 8 exons. NCBI's taxonomy places the organism in Eukaryota, Metazoa, Chordata, Actinopteri, Cypriniformes, Cyprinidae. The record is from RefSeq and is a predicted model, not a curated record. Gene Ontology annotation, cellular component: nucleolus; cytoplasm. Gene Ontology annotation, biological process: exonucleolytic trimming to generate mature 3'-end of 5.8S rRNA from tricistronic rRNA transcript (SSU-rRNA, 5.8S rRNA, LSU-rRNA). Gene Ontology annotation, molecular function: 3'-5'-RNA exonuclease activity; nucleic acid binding. The coding region runs from base 571 to 1584 and encodes 337 amino acids.